This is a messenger RNA of Parastagonospora nodorum SN15, 2388 nucleotides long. RefSeq lists its product as hypothetical. Bases 1 to 2388 code for a protein of 795 amino acids. The transcript has 2 exons. The record is from RefSeq and is a predicted model, not a curated record. Lineage: Eukaryota; Fungi; Ascomycota; Dothideomycetes; Pleosporales; Phaeosphaeriaceae.
AUGCGUUACGAGUACAAACGUCUUCCAACGAUCGACGGCUCUGAUGAUGUCUAUAUACGCCUACUCUGUCUUCCCUCAGGACCAAGAUCAGGAGACAUCAAAUGCAGUCUCAUCACUACGCGUCUCUCCAAAGUGCCGGAAUUCGAGGCCGUGUCAUACUGUUGGGGAGCGCUGCUUGAUCGCGACUUCAUUUACGUUACGGGUGAAAAUGAACAUCGAGGUUCAGCUGUCGGAGCUGCUCUCCAAGUCCCCAGAUCCAUCAUACCGUUUCUGCACUGUGCCCGAGGCCAACAUAAUCGGAAGACCCGGAUCUUAUGGAUCGAUUCGAUAUGCAUCAACCAAAAUGACCCCGAAGAGCGCAGUAGGGAGGUGCUGAAGAUGAGCGAAAUCUAUUCGAAAGCAAUGAGUACGAUCAGCUGGCUCGGUCCAGAACAGGACAGCAGCGAUGAUGCGAUUUCUUAUGCUAUCGACUUGGCCCAUUCCUUGCGGCAGCACAUGUCAAAGAAUAGCGAAACGUCCAAUUCAGACGAUCAAGCGAGUCAUGUUACUACGAAAGUAACUCUAGGUGACCCCAAGCUUGAGGCACUGUUUGCUAUACUCGAUCGACCUUACUUUGAGCGAGCUUGGAUAGUACAAGAAGUGGUUGUCAGCGACCGCGUGUUUUUGGUCUGUGGGGAUGCCGUCAUCAGUUGGGAGCACUUUCUCGGUGCAUUUACGUAUUUCAUCAUGGCGACUCCAUGGAUAUGGGAAUUCUACCCUACCAACAGGCUUUUGCUACUGUAUACACUCAAGCAUACCGACGAUGAUUGGAAGGACCCAGCGAAUUCGAACUGGUUAAAGGUGCUUGUCAGGCUUCGUGGACUUAGAGCAUCUGACCCUCGAGACAAAGUUUACGCUUAUUACGGGUUACAAUGCAAAGAUGGACUAACAGAGCUGGGUAUAAAGCCUGACUACAAGAACAUGACAGUCCAUGAUCUUUAUACUACACUCGCUACAAACGCCCUCAGAGAGGGUCAAGCUGCAGUGCUGCACAUACCACGACUCGUUCGAGCCAGCGACACAGACUAUGAGAGCCAACAGCUCGUACUGAUCAACCUUCCUUCCUGGGUUCCAGACUGGCAGUGCACAGAUCGGACGCCACAACCACUGAUUUAUGGUCGUAAAGACUCUCUACGCGGCUCGUUCACCGGGGAGCACCGUGCUUCAGGUGAGUCAAAACUUGACGUUGCUUUCAAUCUCCUUGCAGACAGUUCGCAAGACCCAGACAGUUACGCACCUCAGGCACUGCCGACAAUGCUUCGGCUGAGGGGCUUCACAGUAGCCAGGAUAGUGCAUUUAACGCAAACAUGGACAUUCCCUUAUCUCAGAGAUCGUCGCCAAACACUGCUUGCGCAAGCACAGAAUCUCCAGAGAUACCGUCAGCAGAUUGCAACGUGGGAGGCUGUUCUUCGCCCACCAGCAGCGCCAGCUCAUUACAGCCCUACUGGUCAGUCUCAGCUAGAGGCGGUAUACGAUACACUCCUAGGAGAUGCAGCCUACUAUCCCCUGAAAACGAGACAGGCCGCGUAUGCUGGAUUUGAGCGACGCCAGAAAAUACUCCGCCUCAUACCUACUUUUCAGAGGCACAUUUCUGUAGGAGUAUAUAUGCUUCUCAUUCUCGUGGAGCGCUUCCUGAAGAUCUUUGGAUACGAAAAUCCUGAGAUCCAAUUAAGAAUGAUGAUGAGCAAUGUACUCAAUCGCAGAGUGGCAAGAUGCGCAGUCGAAGAGACCAGAGAUACCGAGUAUCUUGCGCUUGUGCCUGGCCUUGCUGCGCCCAACGAUCAUAUCAUGUUGGUACAGGGUUUGAGGACGCCGCUUGUGCUGAGACCAAAGGGUCGAGGAAUGGUGACUAAUGAAGCAAAAGAAGAUAAGAUGGUGGACACGUGGGAAUUCGUUGGCGACUGCUAUGUGCAUGGCAUUAUGAAUGGGAUUGUCUGGGAGAAGCGAGCAUAUGAGUACGACAAUCGCAGCAUCAUCAGUCAGUUUUUGCCACCCAACCGGCAGGAACUCGAAAUCACUUUACAUUAUCCUCACAUGUUCUUCGCUCGUAGAAAGCCAGAUCACAUGAAAUUCAAGCAUCUCCCCGUCUCCGAGCGCGCAAAGCGAUUUGAGUGGAUCGAAAACUUGGGUGAGCAUAGCACACUCAAGCCUGUGCGCCUCACCGAGUCGGAACAUGGGUGCAGUGGCUCAUGUAGCUUCAACAUCUACGACAUCAAGGAAAGAGAUAAGGUAUUGGCACCCGAGAAGGUGGAGAUUCCGCAGGUAGUGAGGGAGAGGCUGAGGGCUGCAGGGUUGGAGGUCGAGGUCCGGGCGUUGGAUUAUCGGAAGUUGAAUGCGCGGUAUGGAUGA